GAACAACACCUUCAGAAACACUCGUAAGUGGUGUAUGAGCACUUGAGCCUCUGAACGUAGUGGUUGCGCGACAUAUUACAUGGCUGCUCACAUCACCAAAACUGCCCAGUAACAUUCGCUCGUUCCUCAUUCAACAUUGCCGCCGGUCUUACAUAUGGUGUCUUCAGAUCUGCAGCCUAUCCGCCUCAACUGUUUGGUCUUAGGCGAUGACCCUUGGUUUCACAUCUUCUCGAUUAAGAUCGCACGGACGGAGAGUGUCGGUGACCUCAAAAGUUGAUCAAGGAAGAGAAGAGGCCUGAAAUCGACGCUGUCGCCGCUGACCGUCUCAAACUAUGGAAUGUCGACCUACCUGUCGACGACACCCUCGACCGCAAUAUGCGACGUGACAUUGAGCACAAGCUACCGCUAUUACCCCUGGCCGAAUUGUCCGAGGUUUUCUCUAGUCUACCUGAGGAAGGACACCUGCAUAUCGUUGUCCAAACUCCUGAUAUUUUCCCUCCGCCACCGCCUACUAUCCCCAUGUUCAGCCUCAACUGUUUUGUCUUAGGUGAUGACCCCAAGUUUCACAGCUUCCCGAUCAAGAUCGCACGGACGGAGAGUGUCAGUCGCCUCAAAAAGUUGAUCAAGGAAGAGAAGAGGCCUGAAUUCGACGCUGUCGCCGCUGACCGUCUCCAGCUAUGGAAUGCCGCCAACCUCACUGUCGAUGAUACCCUCGAGAGCAAUGUGCGACGUGACAUUGAGCACAAGCUACCGCUAUUACCCCUGGCCGAAUUGUCUGAGGUUUUCUCUAGUCUACCUGAGGAAGGACACCUGCAUGUUGUUGUCCAACGGCCACCUGCCGGGAUCUCUCGUAGUCUUUUGCCACUGUCAUAUUCAGAACGUGUGGUACAGGAAAGCCGUGAGGCAUACGCUAAAAAAUUUCCAUUAGGCCGUCCUUCCAGUCAGGGAGUUCCUUCUGUAUUCAAUAAGACGUUACAGGAAAAUCAUUCGUUCACUAUUGGUUGGGAGCGGCCCCGUCCAGCUGCUUCCACCAUACCUACCACUCUACUCCAUCCAAUCUUUGGCCAGUUCAUUGACGACUGCGAAAGUCACGAGCCGACGAAAGAAGACAAUGACCUGGUCAUGGCAUUGUCAGAAGCCAUGUGCAACUUUUUUGAUGACGACGAGAAACGAGCUUCCAAGUUCCGGGAAAUUCUGCAGGAGCAUCGUAUAGACCUGAUUCCCUCGAAAAUCCAACAUACGAAAUACGAGACCGACGGCGAUAUUCAGUACAGGGGCUUUCGUUAUGCAAUCCUUGAAGCCAAGAAUGAGCUAGGGGCUACGCAGGCUGAACCUCACAUGCAGGCCAUUUCAUGUUACAUACGGUCCACCCUGCCUUUAGUGGGCACAAAGCGUGGUAGAUUUCCCUGCAUCCUGAUUACUCUCUUUGGUAAGUUCCCAAGUAUCGUGUAAGUGGUAAGUGGUGAUGCGCUGAUAACUACUACAGGGCCCCACAUUGAUUUUUCGGGCGCUGUUUGGAUAGAGCGUCCGACCAUACAGGUGCUUUCGGCAGCUUUACCCCUCCUUUAUCAUCACACCGACACCAAAAUGCGUACGU
Messenger RNA from Suillus subalutaceus, 1597 nucleotides. RefSeq lists its product as uncharacterized. Lineage: Eukaryota; Fungi; Basidiomycota; Agaricomycetes; Boletales; Suillaceae. Bases 376 to 1452 code for a protein of 358 amino acids. The transcript is spliced from 5 exons. The record is from RefSeq and is a predicted model, not a curated record.